Triplophysa rosa is the source of this 2415-nucleotide messenger RNA. It is a transcript of the gene rnf139, whose product is annotated as ring finger protein 139. Bases 106 to 2085 code for a protein of 659 amino acids. The transcript has 2 exons. Gene Ontology annotation, molecular function: zinc ion binding; ubiquitin protein ligase activity. Gene Ontology annotation, biological process: ERAD pathway. The record is from RefSeq and is a predicted model, not a curated record. Lineage: Eukaryota; Metazoa; Chordata; Actinopteri; Cypriniformes; Nemacheilidae. Gene Ontology annotation, cellular component: endoplasmic reticulum; endomembrane system.
CGUAGCAACAGCAUCAGAGCCAAAAUGGCGUCCGGCGGAGAUCCUGCGUGACACCGAACCGAGUCACAGGCUGAAAGCAGCGGUUUCCGCGACAGCAGCGACGGCAUGGCCUCGGCUCACGGACGGCUGGGUCAGCAGGUUCUGGCCGUGCUCGAUGUGGCUCUGCGGGUCCCGAGCAUCUUUAUCAUUGACGCCAUCUUUAACUCGAACUCUGAUCCCGGGAGCGCGCUCCUCCGAGCCUUAGGGGUUCUGGUGUCCGCUGUGGUUCUGGUUUUGUCCCAGAAGUCUCUGUUCAGGUUCUACUCUCUCUUCUCGGCCGUUAUGUUGGGAGCGGCGUCCGUUCUGGUGAAUUACUACGGCACGUCUCACGCGGACACGUACGGCACUUACCACGUGGCGGCGCUGGGCUUGGGACGGGUGCCGCUCAACGGUCCGACGCUGUGGCUGGGACUGGCGCUGCUGCAGCUGCUUUUCGGAUUGGGAUAUGUGGCGCUGCUCAACGUGCCGCCGGCGUGCGCCGCCCUCGUGGUCCUAGACGUCACGGCCCCCCUGUGGGGACUGGUCAUGGAUCUCCCGGCAGACGUCAGGCGGACGGUGGCGGCGGUCUCCGGGCUGCUGCUGGCGGUGCACGCGGCGGCGAGCCUCCUGCUGAGACUCAAGCGCUUCUAUUACUCAUGCCGCUACGUUCACCUGCUGCUGCGGCACAUGUACCGCAUCUAUGGCCUGCAGCUGCUGCUGGAGGACACCUGGAAGCGCAUCCGCUUCCCUGACAUCCUCCGCGUCUUCUGGCUGACGCGCGUGACGGCACAGGCCGUGGUGCUGGUGUAUGUGGUGAGGGCGGUGCGGUCGGAGAGCGGCCUGCAGCUCACCUGGGACGUGUUCUGGGACCUGUUCAGCAACCUGAUCAUCAGCGGCUGCGACUCCACGCUCACCGUGCUGGGCAUGAGCGCCGUCAUCUCGUCUCUGGCUCACUACCUGGGCCUCAGCAUCCUGGCCUUCAUCGGCUCCACGGAAGAGGAAGACAAGAGGCUGGGCUUCGUGGCGCCUGUGCUGUUCUUCAUCCUGGCCCUGCAGACGGGUCUGAGCGGGCUGGACCCCGCCGAUCGCCUUGUGCGCCUCAGCCGCAACAUGUGCCUUCUGCUCACGGCCAUCCUGCACUUCAUCCAUGGCAUGACGGACCCGGUGCUCAUGUCGCUGGGCGCCUCGCACGUCUCCUCGGCCCGCAGGCACCUGCCCGUGCUGCUGGUGUCGGCGCUGCUGUUCGCGCUGCCCGUCCUGCUCAGUCAUGAGUUGUGGCGUCGCUUCGUGCUCAACACCUGGCUGUUUGCCGUCACGGCCUUCUGCGUAGAGCUCUGCCUGAAGGUGCUGGUGUCGCUCACCGUCUACGGCCUCUUCAUGAUCGACGGCUUCUACAACGUGCUGUGGGAGAAGCUGGACGAUCACGUCUACUACGUCCGCUCGGCCGGCAACAUCAUCGAGUUCGUCUUCGGCGUGAUUAUGUUCGGAAACGGUGCCUACACCAUGAUGUUCGAGUCGGGCAGCAAAAUCCGGGCCUGCAUGAUGUGCCUGCACGCCUACUUCAACAUCUACCUGCAGGCCAAGAACGGCUGGAAGACCUUCAUCAACCGCCGGACGGCAGUCAAAAAGAUCAACUCGCUGCCCGAGGUCAAAGGGGCUCAGCUCCGGGACAUCGAGGACGUCUGCGCCAUCUGCUACCAGGAGUUCGCCGCCUCGGCGCGCAUCACCCCCUGCCACCACUACUUCCACGCGCUCUGCCUCCGCAAGUGGCUCUACAUCCAGGACACGUGUCCCAUGUGCCAUCAGCGCGUCUACGUGGAGGAGGAUGCCCGCGAGCGCGCCGCUUUCUUCAACAACAACGGCUACGCCGCGCCGGGGCAGGAGCGGGCCGAGGACGGGGACGGGCCGGACGCUCCGGAGGUGGCCGAGCCGGGAGGGGCGGAGCCUGAAAACCAACUCCUGGAGGACAACGAUAGUAUCGAGUACGACGAGGAGGAGUGGGGCACGCAGCCCGGCCUGACGCACGUGGAGGAGGAGUACAUGGACGAUGACACCGACUCUAAUUGACCCGCCGCCGCUCACGUUUCAGGAUCAGGGAUGUUGCUUUAGUGACGUCUCUGCGUUCGUUCAAGGGCUGAGACGCUUGUGUUCAUGCUACAGAGCUACUGUACCUCGAUAUGAUCACUACUGGUCUCUUGUGUGACCUUCCUGCUAAUUGUGUACGUUAUUGUACAUGUCAUUAAUGAUUGACAGCUCUCAUUAUCACUGUGCUUCUUAUUUUACAGCUCUUCUGUCUCAGACGGGUUUCUUGUGUUUGUUUGAUUUGGGCUGAAAUGAUUGACAAUGAUUGGAUGUACAUAAAUAAUCAGCCUUAGUUCUUGCGUAAAUAAAAUAAUU